Molecule: messenger RNA, 1290 nt
Organism: Botrytis cinerea B05.10
Lineage: Eukaryota; Fungi; Ascomycota; Leotiomycetes; Helotiales; Sclerotiniaceae
Exons: 3
Coding region: 301-1044 (247 amino acids)
Source: RefSeq, a predicted model, not a curated record
GAGUAACACACUGUGAUGGAGACCUCUCUAAUCGUCGGCGCCUAGAUAUUACCCCUCCAUACAAUGAAGAAUUGCAUAAGGUAUAACUUCUUUUAUGUGAGGCAGCUGAGUUAAGUUUUUCCCUAUAAGUUUGGUAGGAUAUCGAGAGAUUUUUUUGGUUCCUCUUCUCGUUCUUUCCAUCAUCGCAUCUCCGUCACUUAUUUUCGUCUGGAUAUCUCCACAUUCGCGCCAUCAGGAAGGAAACAGAUAGGCACAAUCAAGAGGAAGAUUCCCAUUUCUACAUACACAAAUUCGGUAUCAAUGGCAGCAGGAAUGGAUCCAGAAGUGGCAGAGCCAAAUCUUCCCGAAACUUACAAUGCAUUCUUCUACGGUACUCUUAUGGCCCCCGAGGUUCUCUGUCGUGUAAUCUAUGGUGCCUCCAAUCACCCGUCCACUUCUCUAACCAUCACCCCCGCCCUUCUCUAUGACUACUGUCGACAUCGUGUUAGGUUCGCCGACUAUCCGGCUAUCAUCUCCGAGCCAGGUCAUACCGUUCGUGGGACCUAUGUAACCGGACUUACGCCCUCCAACAUGCGAAAUUUGGAUUAUUUUGAAGGGUCUCAAUAUGAGCGAAAAGUAGUCACUGUAAAGAUCUUGACUCCAAAGGAUAAAGAACAUACACACGGUGCCAGUGCAAUCAUGGCUGAAGCGGUAGAAACGGGAGAAGAGAAAGAAGCGCAAACAUAUGUCUUUACGGAUUUGAAUGCUUUAGAGAAAGGAGAAUGGGAUUUCGAAUUUUUCAGACGAGAGAAAAUGAAGAAUUGGGCGGAUGAAAGUGAGGAGUAUGCCGAAGUCGAUGCGAAGGCUGCGAAAACUAACGAGAGUGAAAUUGGUAUUCAUGAAUUCCUUGAUCAACCAGAUCCUACUGGCGGGCGGGGCAUUAAAACGGCUAUGGGAAAGGAGUUAAAAGAGUUGGCAGAUAAAAAGAGAGAGGAAAAAUGGAUUUUGGAGGAGAAGAAGAGAAUUGCCAAGGAGAAAUCGAAAUGCCAAGGUACUAUUGGUUAAAUGAGCAUUCUUGGGUUGAUUUGGAAUAUCAAGAAAAGGCAAGAUUGAAUGUUGUUACAUUGGGAGCCUACAUAGAUAUGAUUCCAUUUUUAGUACAAGGUUUGCGGAUUUGCAUAGAAGGAAUUUGGUUGCAUUUCCCUUUUUCAAUAUUAAAAUUGGCGCAAAUGAAGGAUAGACAUAGAUUCUGCAUACAAAUGAUACACACCCAUUGUUUAAGCACUGAACAAUACCAGUAGUCUAUUCCCA